Molecule: messenger RNA, 1922 nt
Organism: Esox lucius (northern pike)
Lineage: Eukaryota; Metazoa; Chordata; Actinopteri; Esociformes; Esocidae
Product: retinal homeobox protein Rx1
Exons: 4
Coding region: 483-1511 (342 amino acids)
Biological process (GO): positive regulation of transcription by RNA polymerase II
Molecular function (GO): RNA polymerase II cis-regulatory region sequence-specific DNA binding; DNA-binding transcription factor activity, RNA polymerase II-specific
Source: RefSeq, a predicted model, not a curated record
GCAGCGAGUAGAACCCUGUCUUUUUGCACUUCGUCAGAUACCGGGAUCAACAGGUCGUGGCUCGGCACUGGCUCAGGAUCUGGUGAGAACAAGUUCGUUAAAUGAAGACUGACUGGAAAUCCAAAGUCAAGAUCUUUUUCCCCCAUCGUAGACAUCUUUGACAACCACUUUUCCUGGAUGCAGUGUUCAAUGACCUGGAGUAAUUUAUUAUUUCAAAUACCUAUUACUUUCAUUUCAAAGUAUUUAUUCAGAAAUAUUGUGUUUAGAUGUACAAGUAGGUGAACUAUUUAAAUGUAUCUUGAAAUACAUUUGGGGAAGACACUAACCCAUAUAUUCCCAUGCGUUUAACCCGGCUGAUUAAAAAACAAAUGUAAAGUUUUUUUUUUAUAGCAGUUUAGAUGAUCAAAUAAGUAGUUUUAAGAUGAGUAUUAAUAAAAUUUAGUGAAAUACAUGAACGAUUUAUUUGGCUGCACCGGAUUCAGAUGUACUUGAACCCAAGUGUGAUGCACACAGUGGGGACGGUCGACAGCUCCUGCUUGUCACCAGACCUGUACCAUGAGAACCUGAAGAGAGACCGUGUCCACAGCAUCAACAUGAUCCUGGGCGUCAGUAAGGACCAGUACCCCCUGCUCACCCCUGUGGGGUACUCCCAGCCCCAGAAAGGAGACACCGGGGGCCUGGAGGACCUCCGGGGGAAGCAGAUCCCAUCCAACCCCUGUAGACACCUUGCCACCCUGGAUGAUUCGGCCCAGUGCGCCCUUUUCAACGAGUCGGGCCUUCUCUCCCAUGAGAGGUGUAACAGAGACAUGGAAAAUUUCCCAAAAGGGGUGGACAGCGGGCGGAAGUCCCCUGAGCCAAUGAAGGAUGACCACACUAAGAAGAAGCAUCGGCGUAACCGCACCACAUUCACCACCUUCCAGCUCCAUGAGUUGGAGAGGGCCUUCGAGAAGUCCCACUACCCUGACGUGUACAGCCGGGAGGAACUGGCCAUGAAGGUCAACCUCUCUGAGGUCCGAGUGCAGGUGUGGUUCCAGAACCGUCGUGCUAAGUGGCGACGCCAGGAGAAAUUGGACCCCAGCUCCGCCCACGGCCCCCACGGCCCCGUGCUGUCCUACAGCCGGCCUCCCAUGUCGUCCAAUGCUGGGCCUCGACCCAACCCCUCGCCGAUGGACCCCUGGCUGUCCGGAACUGCUGUCAUGCACAACAUCCCCGGCUACAUGGGCCCGGGGCAAAGUCCUCAUGCGCAGUCCACCUACCCUGGCCACGCCCACGGGUUCCUGGGCGGUUCCCCGGGACACGGCCUGGUGCACCAGGGGAUGGUGCCGUCCAUGGGUCCAGGACAUGCUAUGCUGUACCAGGGAAUGCCCCAGGGGCUGCAUGCUAUGGCCCCAGGACACGGCCUGGUUCACCAGGGAAUGGUGCCCGGGAUGCAGGGGGUGCAAUGCAUGGCCUCGCCAAUCUACCCGUGCUCCUCCAGCUACAACGACAAAUACCCACAGCUGAGGACGUGAAACGCGGCUCCUUUAUUACAGCACUGAUGUAGAUGAAGGACAUGGAACACGGCUCCUUUAUUAUGGCGCUGAUGUAAACUAAGGACAUGGAACACAGCUCCUUUAUUAGGGCGCUGAUGUAAACUAAGGACAUGGAACGCGUCUCCUUUAUUAUGGUGCUGAUGUAGACUGAGGACAUGGAACACGGUUCCUUUAUUACGGCACUGAUGUAGAUUAAGGAUGUGGAUCAAAGCUCUUAUAUUACAGCGCUGAUGUAGACUAAGGACAUGGAACACAGUUCCUUUAUUAGGGCGCUGAUGUAGACUGGUAUGCUUUUUAUGUGUUGUGUUUAUGUGGUAUGUUUAUAGUGGUAUGUUCUACUGAGAGAAGAAGGUAAUUCAAUCAAUAACAUGCCUGCCAACUUCUCCUGGC